Messenger RNA from Cyclocybe aegerita, 681 nucleotides. NCBI's taxonomy places the organism in Eukaryota, Fungi, Basidiomycota, Agaricomycetes, Agaricales, Hemipholiotaceae. The record is from the annotation of a GenBank genome assembly.
AUGGCUGCAGAACCACAGAUCCAGUACAAAUCAGACUUAAUCAAGCAUGCUAUGGAAGCGGAUGCUCUGAAGUUCGGGUCGUUCACGCUGAAAUCGGGACGGAUCUCUCCUUAUUUCUUCAAUGCAGGCCUGCUGUGUACAGGCCCAAUAUUGGCGACGCUAUCAACAGCAUAUGCAGCCACCAUCUUCCAAGCUCUCGAAUCGUCAGCGUUCCCUGAAUUCGAUGUGUUCUUUGGACCAGCAUACAAGGGGAUUCCAUUUGCGUCAGUCACUGCCCUCGCCCUAUAUAACCAACACAAGCUCUCUGUUGGCUUCGCAUACGAUCGCAAAGAGGCUAAGGACCACGGCGAAGGAGGAAAAAUGGUGGGCGCUCCUGUCAAAGGCAAGCGCGUCGUGAUUUUGGACGACGUGAUGACUUCCGGGAAAGCCGUCCGUGGCGCCAUCGAGACAGUUAUACAAAACGAAGGAGAGGUCGUCGGUGUCGUACAAGCUCUUGAUCGAGAAGAAGUCGGCCAGGACGGCGUCAGCAGUACCGUCGCCGAAAUUGAGGGGCUGAUUGGGGAGGGAAGGGUGCUCUCGAUCUUGAAGAUGAGGGAUCUCAUGGUGUGGCUCGAAACUCACGAUCUGAAGCACGAUUUAGCAAACAUGCAGGCGUACAGGGAUAAGUACGGCCUAAAGUAA